CUGCCGCUCCCGGGCCCUCCCCUACGGGAACCCAGAGGCCUUAUACAGUUGCCUCUUGGGCCAGGGAUGUGGGCAGGGGUGGGCAGUGUUGGUGGUCUCCUCUGCUCUGCAGCCUCAGGAGUGCCCACUUGAUCAGGCGGUGAGGUCUCUCUCCCACGGGGUUUGGGAGCAGAGAGCUGCUGCGGUCCGGGAUCCGCCGGUGUGGGACUUCCGGUAAACACAGGAAGUGCCCGGCCUUAGAGGAAUUUUGCCUCUGUGUGUCCUGAGUUCACCAGGCAGGUUUCUUGCAGGGGAAAAGUUGGUCCUACCUGCAGUUCCAAGGCUCAAGUUUGCUCGUGGGGUACUGCCUAAGUCCUCUCCGCUGUGGCAGCAACCGGGAAGAUCUGCGCCGCUCUUUCCGGGAGCCUCCGUGCACCAGGGUUCCAGAUGGCGUUUGGUGUUUUCCUCUGGCGCCUGGAUGUGCACAGAGUGCAGUCUCUUCUGGUUUCCCAGGCGUGUCUGCCUCUCUGAAGGUUCAGCUCUCCCUCCCACGGGAUUUGGGUGCAGAGAACUGUUUAUCCGGUCUGUUUCCUUCAGGUUCCGCCAGUGUCUCAGGCCACUCCCACAUUUUCUUAAACAUUAGUAUUUUAAUUGAAUGAUGAAAAGUUACUCAUGCAAUACUCAAGUAUUUGAAUGUCUCUGUAGCAGAAUAUCACUGGUUUUUAUAGUCAAUUAAAAAGGACUGGUGUCACAAGACCAUCAGAGUCAGGUAUAAUUUUCUGAGCUCAGGAAAAUUUCAAAUUUGCAUUCUAAUCUUUCAUUGUGCUCAUGGCAUAUUGAUAUUAUAUUGAGUGUAGUUGAUGGAAUCACAGAGAUUGUGUAGCAUGUGCCUUCUGCUCUAAUCAAACAUACACCAAAAUUCAAGUUUUUUUCCAUGUGAAAAGUUCAUGCAUACUCCAAAUUUGAGCUCUUCAUUCUUCUAUCCAAAUUCUUAGUGUCAUCACACAGUUGACUCAAAUAACACAAACACUAGUUUUAUGAGCAUUCUAGGCUCUGUGACUUUGCUCUUUACAUGGAAAAGCAUUUGUCAUAGACUCUGACAAAAGAGAAGAUCACCUUUUGUUCUCUGAAUGUUUUCUAUUCCUCUAGUAAAAUCUCAAAAGAUUGUUCUUUAAUGCUUAGGGUUUCUCUCUUAUCAAAUAUUAUAUUUAGGGAUGGUAAAGUGUCAUAUGACAGCACGACAGUACAAAAAUUAGGUCAUUUAGAGGUGGAAUCAUGUAGAGACUGCCAAAUAUACCUAUACCAUAAUUGAUGGCCACAGACGUAAGAUGUUUUUAUGCAUAAUAACCUUAAAAAUCUUACCAUUUAUCAUGACUCUAAUUUUUUUCAAUUUCACAGUUCCAUGGAACAGACCAUUUGGUGGUAUUUCUUUCUACAAAGAUCCAUUCGUGAAGCCAAAAAACACAACAUAAUGGAACUUCCCAUGCAGAUAUUCACUGAGGACAUUGCAUGCUGUGACACUAACAUUGAAGAUUACCAACUGUGGUUCUGUCUUGGCCCUGGGAAAGCUCCAAGAGUACUCCAAGGGCAUGAGUAUCCACAUGACAUUAGAAUGAUAAAUAUUCAAAAGAACUUAAGUUCACGGGACUUAAGAAAUUUUACAGCUUUCCCUUCCCUACCUGGGGUAAUCAUGAAAUACCUAAACGCUGAUGUACAUGGGAAAUUCAUCUUGAAGCCCAGAAACUCAGCAAGAAGCCAGCAGCAAAAAGGACUUCCUCCAAAACAUCAAGGGAAGUCUAAUGACUUCAAAACUAUAUGAUGAGUGGAUUGGUGUACCCGAAAAGGUCAAUGAUGAAGAGAAAUUAGCCGCAGUGCAGAGUCUUUUAGAUAAAAUGCCACCUGAAAAUGCGGCUCUUCUGAGGCAACUUUUUUGUAUAUUAUAUGAAAUUAAAAAUAACUCUCCUUUUAAUGAAGUGUCUUCUUACCACCUAUCUGUUGGGUUAGCCCCAUGUCUCUUAUUCAUGCCCAGCUCCUGCAAUAAUGGAGUGACUGAUAUUGGCAAAAAGAUUUCUCUAGUAGAAUUUAUGAUCGAAAAUUCUCCAAAAGUUUUUGGAGAGGACUUGGCUGCACUGUGGCUUGGAACAUCACUAUAUCAUCCUCCUGGAGGAAAGUCCUCAUGUUCCCAGAAUAAUGCAACAAAUAUUGGAAACAUUAAGGAAACCGAACAUGGACUCAGCAGCUGCCCCAUUGGGAAAACAUGCACUCCUGGCUAUAAUACACUGCCGAAAAGUCCAGCUGCUCUUCCCUAUGCGGGCCUUCUAGAUUCACAAAAACAUGAAGGCAUUGUAUAUACUAACCCAACCGUAACAUCUAUUAAUCCACCACAAGCAAAACAGAAAUGUUUGUUUGGCAAAUCUCUUUCGGGUCUUUUAGAAGACAAAACUUUGCCUACUCCAAAACUUGGCUUCAGCAUAACCGAGUCCUUCCUGCCCCCCACCAGCAGCCCUAGUGAACACCGCCGGGCUGAGCAUGGCAGCGGGCUGACCCGGACUCCCAGCUCCAAGGAGAUCAGCCCUACAAAAUUUCCUGGAUUGUACCGAAUGGAUGAGCCUUUGCCUCCCCAUGACAUCCUCCACGAGCCUCCUGAUAUCGUGUCAGAUGAUGAGAAAGACCAUGGAAAGAAAAAGGGAAAAUUUAAGAAAAAGGAGAAAAGGACUGAAGGCUACGCUGCCUUCCAGGAAGACAGCUCUGGAGAUGAAGCUGAAAGUCCUUCCAAGAUGAAGAGGUCUAAGGGAAUCCAUGUGUUCAAAAAGCCCAGCUUCUCUAAAAAGAAGGAAAAGGAUUUUAAAAUCAAAGAAAAGCCCAAAGAAGAAAAGCAUAAAGAGGAAAAGCACAAAGAGGAAAAGCAUAAAGAAAAGAAAUGUAAAGACUUGACGGCCGCCUAUGUUGUUAAACAGUGGAAGGAGAAGAAGAAAAAGAAGAAGCCAACUCAGGAGUCAGAGGUGCCUCAGACGGACGUCCCAAGUCUCAGACCCAUUUUCGGCGCUCCCUUGGCUGACGCAGUAGAGAGGACCAUGAUGUACGACGGCAUCCGGCUGCCAGCUGUCUUCCGAGAGUGCGUGGACUACAUGGAGCAGCAUGGCAUGAAGUGUGAAGGCAUGUACCGAGGGUCAGGAGUCAAAUCAAAGGUAGAUGAGCUGAAAGCAGCCUAUGAUCGAGAGGAGUCUCCAAACUUGAAAGAAUAUGAACCUAACACUGUAGCCAGCUUGCUGAAGCAGUAUUUGCGAGACCUUCCCGAGAAUUUGCUUACCAGAGAGCUUAUGCCCCGAUUUGAAGAGGCUUGUCGGAGGACCACAGAGAUGGAGAAAGUGCAGGAGUUCCAGCGCUUGCUCAGGGAACUGCCCGAGUAUAACCACCUUCUGCUUUCCUGGCUCAUUGUGCACAUGGACCACAUCAUUGCGAAGGAGAUAGAAACCAAGAUGAGCAUCCAGAACAUCUCUCUAGUGCUGAGCCCAACUGUCCAGAUCAGCAAUCGGGUCCUGUGUGUGCUUUUCACACACGUGCAAGAGCUCUUUAGCACCGUGGUCCUGAAGCAAGUAACGAGACCUCUGCGUUGGUCCAACAUGGCCACAAUGCCUACACUGCCAGAGACCCAAGCAGGCAUCAAGGAAGAGAUCAGGAGACAGGAGUUCCUUUUGAACUGUUUACAUCGAGAUCUGCAGCGCGGGAUAAAGGACUUAUCUAAAGAAGAAAGAUUAUGGGAAGUACAGAGGAUUCUGACUGCCCUCAAGAGAAAGCUGAGGGAAGCUAAAAGACAAGAGUGUGAGACCAAGAUUUCCCAGGAGAUAGCCAGCCUAUUGAAAGAGGAUGUUUCCAAAGAAGAAACGAAGGAAAUUGAGGAGGACAUAAAUAUCCUCCUUGCCCAGGAGAAUGAGAUCCUGACUGAGCAGGAGGAGCUCCUGGCCAUGGAGCAGUUUCUGCGUAGUCAGAUCGCCUCGGAGAAAGAAGAGGUCCACCGCCUCCGAGCUGAGAUUGCGGAGAUCCAGAGUCGCCAGCAUGGCCGCAGCGAGACAGAGGAGCACUCUUCUGACAGUGAGUGCGAGAGCAAGGAUGAGGAGGAGCUGCAGAUCAUUCUGGAAGACUUACAGAGGCAGAAUGAAGAGUUAGAAAUAAAGAACAAUCACUUGAACCAAGCAGUUGGUGAAGAGCGGGAGGCCAUCGUUGAGCUCCGAGUGCAGCUCCGGUUGCUCCAGAUGCAGCGAGCCAAGUCUGAGCAGCAGCUCCAGGAGGAGGAGCCCGAGAGGCAAGGGGGCACAGGCCCACUGCCCUGUGAAGGUGUCCUUGAGGUGAUAGCAGCCAAGGAGCAGGUGAAGCCCUCGCCCAGCAAAGACCCGAAGGAUGCAUCUGAACUGCCCCGGCCCUGUGCAUCAUACUGUAAGCCAGAGUCCACUGCCUGUCCUGCCUGGCAGCGUUCUGUAAAGGCUCUCAGAGAUGCUCACUCUUGCACACGUCUGACUCCGCGUCAGGCUCAGGUCCUGGGAGGGUGAAGCGGUGGACACUCGGGGGUGGAGCGCUUGCAGGGAACACAGGCAUUUCCAGAUAGUGUCAGCUUAUUUGAAAAUUAAUUUUCUUUGAUAAAAAUAACUAUUUUAACCCUUGAGUGGCUUCUUUUUAAACCAAAAAACUUUGUUGUUGUUGUUGUUGUUGUUGUUGUUGUUGUUGUUGUUCUUUAAAUCACAGUAGAAUCAGGAUCUCUUUCUUAUCAAAGGGUGGGAACCAAACCAGGUCACUUCUGCGCCUGCCUUGUGGACGCUCGUGGUCUUACCAGCCCUGCAGGGUCCCUGGCCACUCUUGCUUGUGCCUUCCACACCUUUUGGUGCAGAUUGUUCAGUGGGGAUCUGCCUCAUAUUCUCUGACUGGCCAAAAAGGCUCACGCUGGGGUUCCUUGUUCCUGCCCUGUGUGUACCACUUUUCUUUUCCAGCUCCGAGUCUGUCAUUGUGAGUCAGGACGGCCCAGUUUGGUUGCAGAGGGAGGUUACCAUGCAGCCUGCCACCAGCCUGGGCAGGGCAGGCCACCCACUCACUGCCAGGGAGCAGCAAGGGCCUUUUCUCAGAGGUGGUCAGAGAUGACCACCUUGACCCUGAGGUUGCACAGGACGCUUCUCACACCAGAGUCCUUUUCCACACUGACCUUCCAGGAAAGUCACCUUCCACAGUGACUUCAGUUGCUAGCUUGGGCUGGGAUACCCACACCUCUGCCAGGAUAAGCCAUGUAGAUGCUCUCAUGCACAACUUUCACCUGUCCAUGUCAUCUCAAGGGGCUGCUUAAGGACUCUGACAGAACUGAGCGGAAGGAAGGAAAGCAUAACUGUAAUUGACCGCACCUGGUGUUUGCCUCUAACCCAAGACAACUGCUCCCAGUGGUCUGGGAGGCCGGACUCUUAGGCAACCGGAUUUCACUGUCUGAUGAGUGGCCCCCAGGGAGGUACCCUGUGGCUCUGAAGACAAAUGCCACACUCUAAAGUGAGCAACAAAACCACAGGAGGGCUCUGUCUACUCCCCAGUCAGUAUUUAUUUCAGCACCUGUUUUGUGCGAUUUUUCAUUAGCCUCUACCUAUUGCACUGUUGUGACUUGUUGGCCAUUAUUUGAUUUUUGUACAGAAAAAAAAAGCUUUGUUAUAGAAAUCAGCAUACUAUUUUUUAAAUCUGGAGAGAAGAUGUUAUGGAGACUGGAAAGGUGGUCAGGUGUCAAAUGAAAAUGUACAAAUGCCUUGCUGCACCCGUCAGAUGUGCAACACUCAUUCUAUAUUUGCUGGCAAUAUCGAAGAAUUCUUUUUGUUUGUGUAAACUCUAAUUUCUAUCAAGGUAUCAUGGGUUUUUAAAAUUUCAUUACAAAUGUCUCAAUGUUGGUUUACUAAUUUUUGCCAGGACCAUUAUUGAUUAAGGAAAUAAAUUCAGCAGCCUUUGAGAAAAAAAAAUUGGUGUUCGAUGUUGGAUAUUGCCCUCCCUACAGUAGAUACAUGGAAUUGUUUUCAUUCCCAAUCAAAAACACUAACCAGCAAUUUCACUUUUCUGAAUAUUCACACUGGUCCCUGAGGGAUAAGAUAGACACCGAACGAUAUAUUAAUUGGAAUGAAGAACACGUGCUUGUUAUACCAUCCCUGUUUUCUGGAACCAUGGACUCAUGAUCUCUUGAUAAGACACAUGGCAGGUAAAAGUCUGACAAGAUUAGAAUGUCACAAGAUUCAUCCCAAAGACACAGGUGAACAGCUUCUGUUGGAAGGUAAAAUAAUCAUAUAACAGAUCGGCUUUAGUUUGGCGUUACAUAUAUUCCCACUGAUUCACCUCGGGCCGUAUAUUGUAAAGCAAUAGCAGGACAAGUAGUAAUAGUGAUAAAAGUGUGUUUUACAAAAUUCAUGUCUUAAAUAAUACUUACCAAAACUUAUCCCUCACAAAUAACAGUUCAAAAUGGCUAGUCCACCACUGACCCACAAUAGGCUGUCAAUGUUUGAUAUUGCCCUCUGUCCAGUAGAUAAACAAAAUUGUUUUCCUUCUUAAUCAAAAAACAAUCCAGCACUUUAACUUUUGCCAGAUAUUGACAUUCUAAUUCCAUGUCAAGUAGUCAAGAAUUAACCCAAGCUACAUUUAACCUGUCUACCACUCUUAAUUUGCCAGGGAGCUGCAGUGAGUCUAGAGCAAAUAUUGUUUUAUUUCUGUUUGGGCCUUGAUCUGAAUUCACCUCUCAGAAGACUAUGGACCUAUGGCCCAGACAUCAAGAGAAAAGAUAGUGUUCUGCGAUUAACUAUGUUUAGUAACAUUGGGCAAAGGUACCCAAUGAUUCCUCCUUGGCUCUUGAGCUUGCCAAGUGUGUCUGGUUCAAAUUGCCAGAAACUUGGGACCACAUCAUGGGGAGAAAGUUAAGAUCAGUGACUGAAGGUAGCCAUGUGCAUUCAAAGCAAUUUACAGGUACAAGAGCACCUGGGAUUCUUCCAGUUUUAUGACUUGCUACCUUUAGUACAACAUGAAAGUUAUUUGUGGUAUUUUACGAACAAAGACAGUUUCUGUUCUUUAAACAAACUGAUGCUUACAACUUAAUUUAUAUUGUUGAAUAUUUACCAAUUUUAAGAAAAA
Molecule: messenger RNA, 7110 nt
Organism: Rattus norvegicus (Norway rat)
Lineage: Eukaryota; Metazoa; Chordata; Mammalia; Rodentia; Muridae
Source: RefSeq, a predicted model, not a curated record